GGUUGUUGUGUUCUGGAUUUUUGUUACCUUACAUCUCUCUUACCUCAUUUAACUAUUUUCUCUUUCUUUCUUCUCUAAAACCUCAAACCGUAACACAGCACAUAGCUUUCGUAUUUCUAACGUAACUCCUUAUUCCUCUCUCUCUUUCCCUAAUUCCGCCAUCACUGUGCCCAAUUCCAUUUCUCCUCGCCCCAAUUCGGGGAAUUAGGGUUUCGCCCCCACUCAUCGAUGCGCCACCGUCGCUAGGGUUUUGCGAUGGCGGAAUUGGAGGAGGACCGGAUGGGGGAUUUCAAGCCCUUCUCGGAGGGCUCUUCGUGUUCGCGCUCGAUCAGCGAAACGGUGAACGGGUCGCACCAAUUCACGAUAAAGGGGUACUCUCUCGCAAAGGGGAUGGGUGCUGGGAAGUACAUCAUGAGCGACACAUUUAGCGUCGGUGGUUACGAUUGGGCAAUUUACUUCUACCCUGACGGGAAGAACCCCGAGGACAAUUCCAUGUACGUAUCGGUCUUCAUAGCUCUCGCAAGCGAUGGAACUGACGUUAGGGCUCUGUUCAAGUUGACGCUGGUGGAUCAGAGUGAGAAGGGGAACGAUAAGGUUCAUAGCCAUUUCGAUAGGCCUCUUGAUGGUGGACCGUACACCUUGAAGUAUAGAGGCAGCAUGUGGGGUUACAAGCGUUUCUUCAGAAGAACUCUACUGGAAACUUCGGAGUAUCUAAAAGAUGAUUGCCUUGUCAUGCAUUGCACUGUUGGUGUUGUCAAAACUCGUUUUGAGGGAUCUAAACAGGGUGUUAUUGUGCCACUGUCAGACAUGGGCCGAAAUUUUAAGGACUUGCUGGACUCAGAGGUUUGUUGCGACAUAGUUUUCAAGGUUAAAAGCGAGAGCUUCAAAGCUCAUAAGUUAAUACUUGCGGCACGAUCUCCUGUGUUUAGAGCACAGUUUUUUGGACUUGUUGGGGAUCCUAGCUUAGAGGAAGUAGUGGUAGAGGAUAUCGAGCCUUUUAUCUUCAAGGCAAUGCUUCUCUUCAUUUAUUCCGACAAACUUCCUGACAUCUAUGAAGUAAUGGACUCAAUGAAUGUCUGCUCAUAUGCUGUCAUGGUGCAGCAUCUCCUGGCUGCUGCUGAUCUUUAUAAUCUUGAUCGGCUCAAACUUCUUUGUGAAUCAAAAUUGUGUGAAGAAAUCAAUACUGACAAUGUAGCCACCACACUUGCCCUGGCAGAGCAACACCACUGUCCACAGCUGAAGGCAAUCUGUUUGAAAUUUAUUGCAAAUCCAGCAAAUUUAGGAGCUGUGAUGCAGUCGGAAGCUUUUGUGCAUUUGAAAGAGAGCUGCCCCGCAAUGUUGCUGGAACUGCUGGAGACGUUUGCCUCAGUGGACGAUAACUCAAGCCUGACAUUGAGCAGAAAGAGAAGUGGCAGUAGCAUAUAUGGUCAAGAUUUGGCAGACGGGGCAGCUGCUGAAUCAGUUAAUCCAAGUGGGAGGCGAUUAAGGAGGCGAACAUAAAGCAUAGUUUACAAUCUGAAUGUGCAAACCAUUAAAGUGUGAUAUAGAUAACCCUAGUCAUGGAACUCCCUGUCAAUAUAAGUGAUUCACCAUUUUGAAUUCAACUGAUCCCUGAGAUUUAUAUGUGAAGUUUUCUUGCCUUCCGUCCUUGUCUCACGGGGCUAUUUUGAACGUCAUUUCCUGUGGUAGUUUGACAUUAGAACAGUUCUAAUGUAGGGUAUAUCGUGCUUGAUGACUAUAAUAAGAAGUAAAUAGCUAAUAUAUUUGUUUGUUUUAUCA
This is a messenger RNA of Vigna umbellata (rice bean), 1779 nucleotides long. Its product is annotated as BTB/POZ and MATH domain-containing protein 3. The record is from RefSeq and is a predicted model, not a curated record. Gene Ontology annotation, biological process: protein ubiquitination. NCBI's taxonomy places the organism in Eukaryota, Viridiplantae, Streptophyta, Magnoliopsida, Fabales, Fabaceae. Gene Ontology annotation, molecular function: protein binding.